CUAUCUUUCAUCACAACAGCGCGCUAUAGUACUCCCGAGAAGAUCAUCAUACAUAGUUCAGUUUAAACAGACAAACGCCAACUUACGACUUCUUGCUAAUCCAAUCAGCUCGUCCUGAUCUGUAGGUUGGUUGUAGGUAUCAGAUCAUUUUUUUGCGAGAGUAGUAGCCGAACCGAGCGAGAGAGACGCACCACCCACACGCUACCUAUUACUUACUUACCCACCUUUCUGCCCCCCCGUACUAGGGAGGGAGACUCUUUUGCUCGAACACCGACCGAGCUUCCAUCAUUUUCCCGUCUGUUCUCUCUCUCUUGCUCUCUCUCUUCCAUCCAUCCAUCCAUCCAUCCAUCCAACAACACCGCAUCACAUCACAUCACCUACACGGACCUCGCGCUCGUACAUCGACGUCCUCACUACCUACCACCAACCUCCCACCCACGAAUUACACACGCACACACCCAUACACGUACACAAUGGCCGACAAGGAAUACACCUACUCGGACGUGAGCGAGCAUGCCUCUAAGAAGGACCUGUUCAUCGUCGUGCACGACAAGGUCUACAAUGCCAGCGGCUUCGUCGACGAGCACCCCGGCGGCGAAGAAGUCCUCCUCGAUGUCGGCGGUCAAGACGCAACCGAAGCUUUUGAAGAUGUAGGCCACAGCGAUGAAGCGCGUGAGAUUCUCGAUGGCAUGCUCGUCGGCACGCUGAAGCGCCAGGUGCGUUUCCAUCCCUCAUUCCCCAUUUCUCUCCACAAGUUCCAAUUACCAUGCCCAAACCCCAUAUCCCAUAUUCCCCACCUCUCUCACAUCAACAUCAAUAUUAUCAAAUCACAAACACAAUAAACUAACAUCCCCCUCCAGCCCGGCGACCCCGCGCCCAAGACCCAAGACCAAGGCGCACAGUACAGCAGCAACAAGCAAAGCGGCGACGCCGUCAGUUU
Pseudovirgaria hyperparasitica is the source of this 940-nucleotide messenger RNA. RefSeq names its product cytochrome b5. NCBI's taxonomy places the organism in Eukaryota, Fungi, Ascomycota, Dothideomycetes, Acrospermales, Acrospermaceae. Gene Ontology annotation, biological process: sterol biosynthetic process. The transcript is spliced from 2 exons. Gene Ontology annotation, cellular component: intracellular membrane-bounded organelle; endoplasmic reticulum membrane. The record is from RefSeq and is a predicted model, not a curated record. The coding region runs from base 474 to 842 and encodes 122 amino acids. Gene Ontology annotation, molecular function: heme binding.